Chinchilla lanigera (long-tailed chinchilla) is the source of this 3324-nucleotide messenger RNA. RefSeq names its product neuropeptide Y receptor Y2 (gene Npy2r). Gene Ontology annotation, cellular component: membrane. The transcript is spliced from 2 exons. Gene Ontology annotation, molecular function: neuropeptide Y receptor activity. NCBI's taxonomy places the organism in Eukaryota, Metazoa, Chordata, Mammalia, Rodentia, Chinchillidae. The coding region runs from base 234 to 1382 and encodes 382 amino acids. Gene Ontology annotation, biological process: G protein-coupled receptor signaling pathway. The record is from RefSeq and is a predicted model, not a curated record.
UGCAAACUUCUGCAAAGACGGGCUGCGGACAGCGUCUGGGAGGGAUCCUUAGGAAGCGCUGCCGCUUCGGGCUGGGCUGCUGCACGCGGCUGGCGCUGCUCUCCGGCUCGGCUGAGAACCCGUAGCGAGGGCUCGGACGCCCGGCCGAGGGGUCCUUCCGGAGGCGCGCGGCCUCGGGACUGGAGCGCUGGGAUUCUUGUGCUGGGUGUGGUCCAAGUGGAACUGUAUCGGAAAUGGGCCCAAUAGGUACAGAGGCUGAUGAGAACCAGACUGUGGAAGAAAUGAAGGUGGAACCCUACGGGCUGGAGCACACCACCCCCAGGGGGGAGCUGGCCCCUGACCCGGAGCCGGAGCUGAUCGACAGCACCAAGCUGACAGAAGUGCGGGUCGUCCUCAUCCUGGCCUACUGCUCCAUCAUCUUGCUGGGUGUGGUUGGAAACUCCUUGGUCAUCCACGUGGUGAUCAAAUUCAAGAGCAUGCGCACGGUUACCAACUUCUUCAUCGCCAACCUGGCUGUGGCGGAUCUUCUGGUCAACACCCUGUGCCUACCGUUCACUCUCACCUACACCUUAAUGGGAGAGUGGAAGAUGGGUCCCGUCCUCUGCCACCUGGUGCCCUAUGCCCAGGGCCUGGCGGUGCAGGUGUCCACGGUCACCUUGACAGUAAUUGCUCUGGACCGGCAUCGGUGCAUCGUCUACCACCUGGACAGCAAGAUCUCCAAGCAAAACAGCUUCCUGAUUAUCGGCUUGGCCUGGGGCGUCAGCGCCCUGCUGGCGAGUCCCCUGGCCAUCUUCCGGGAAUACUCACUGAUUGAGAUUAUUCCGGACUUCGAGAUUGUGGCUUGCACCGAGAAGUGGCCAGGUGAGGAGAAGAGCGUCUACGGCACCAUCUAUAGCCUUUCCUCCUUGUUGAUCCUGUACGUUUUGCCCCUGGGCAUCAUAUCUGUUUCCUAUAUCCGGAUCUGGAGUAAACUGAAGAACCAUGUCAGCCCUGGAGCUGCGAGUGACCACUACCACCAGCGAAGGCAGAAAACCACCAAGAUGCUGGUGUUCGUGGUGGUGGUGUUUGCAGUCAGCUGGCUGCCCCUGCACGCCUUCCAGCUCGCGGUGGACAUCGACAGCCAGGUACUAGACCUGAAGGAGUACAAGCUCAUCUUCACAGUGUUCCACAUCACCGCCAUGUGCUCCACCUUCGCCAACCCCCUGCUGUACGGCUGGAUGAACAGCAACUACCGCAAGGCCUUCCUCUCGGCCUUCCGCUGCGAGCAGGGGCUGGAUGCCAUUCACUCGGAGGUGUCUGCGACGUUCAAGGCGAAAAAGAAUGUGGACGUGGUAAAGACCAGUGGGCCCACUGACUCCUUCUCCGAGGCCACCAAUGUCUAAGGACAUGGCGUGGGAAGCUAAGGGUCAGUUCUGACCAGAACCCUUGGUCUGGUUGAGGAGGGUGCAGAGGUGUGAGCUGAUCUCAUUGUAAAGACGGAAGGCAUCUAAACGGAAGCUCAGGCACUGGCACUCCUGGAAAACUGGCUGGCAGAGUCUAGGGAGAAUAUUUGUGUUCACAGAGAAGGUGACAAAACGGCUUAAUGAUAGUGGCUUGCAUUAGGUUGAGUUAUGUGUAAAAGCAGAGAGAAAUACGUCUGACUUUUCCCAGUGUGAGGGAAAGCUGAAGGAGGAGCUGAUGUUGUCAGCACUGCUGGCAGUUGGGAUUUGAUAUGCAGACUCCGGGCGCUCGCUGGGACCUGAACGGGGGUUACAGCGUGACUCCUCUCUCCUCUGAUGUGAGUGAAGCCUGUUGAACGCAAACCUCACUAGCGAGCCGCUGGCUCUGCUGGGUGAUAGUUCAUUUUCCUGUUCUUCCUACAGAGGGAAUUCUGAAAGGAACGCUCUCGGUGAACGCUGCUACUUUAAUGGCAUCAAGGGAGUAAACAAAAUUGACAGAUGGUUAACACUUUGGCAAAUCAUGGGGGGAAUUCUUAAUAAUCAGUGAGUGUUCUUAAAGUCAAAUGCAUUUGGUGAGAAUGUUUUUUAAACUCAGACUCGAAAGCAGAAAGUCUCAGAAUUACAAAAAAUGUAAACAGUUCUUGAAUUUCUUAUUUUAAAUUGUCCUUGCUUUAUAUGAAUACUAUUUAUAUAAUAAAUAGGUAAGCAACAUUGCAAAUUGUCGCAAAUUUAAAAAUCCGUAUGAUUUCUGUUAUUAUUCUUGUGCUGGAGUAGAGUUUGAGCUCAAAAUUAAAUCAGAUUAGAAAGCAAUUUUCAUGGAAUUUUGUAACAUUUUGUGGUUAUUUGUGUGCAGUUUUUCACACAGAUGCACAGCUCUGACAGCUUUAUGGUGUUCUGCUGUGUUAUUGUCUUUAGAAUUCAUUUUCCCAGGACCUUUUCCUGAUAAAUAAAAAUAUGAUUUCAUAAAAUGGCCCCAUCUGGUAAGAAAUAUUCAAAGCACUAGAUUUACUCUAUUUUCCAAAUGCUCUGUUUCAAGCCAUUUCAUGUAAGUUAACUCUUUUGAAAGUAAUUAUAUUUUUUGGAUGUGAAUGUGAAUAUAUACCUGUAUACCUACAAAUAGUGGAACGUAAGUACUGCAGUAUUUUUUAUUUAAUGAUUUUAUGAGUAUAAUUUUUAUUUUAAUAGGACCCAACCAAAGAUGCUUAAAACUCUAUUGUGUUUGUGAAAAAUAAAUGAGAUGUUAAAACAGUUGCAUUAUGUUAGACGCUGUUAAAGAAGUUUUGUUGUAGUUAUACUUUUGUAAAUAUGAUAGAAUUUGCAAAUAUAUUCCUCACAUUUUAGUUAAAUUCAACAUGACUUUCGUACUUAAUUACCACAUGAAUUUCAUGAGUUGGAGAGCUUCAUUGUAUGGAUGGGUGCAUUUAAUAUUUAUAGUAUAGCUUUUAAUAAAUUCCUUUCAUAUUCAAAAUAAACGAUUGGUCUUGAACUGCAGUUUUGAGAUAUUGAAAAAGAAUGCAACAAUAAGAUAUAGAAUUAGUGAAAGAGAUUAAAAAAUCAAUAAAAAUGUAUAUCUGUAAUAUAUUGAAGAAUUCGUUUUGUUGUUGGAAUCAGCAUAAGAAGAUUUUGUCUUUAACAUAGCAGUUACUUUCCUUCAGAUGUUAGAAAAUUGUAGUUAAAGACUUUAUCCCCCUUGCAGAAGUCUUACACUGUGGGAAAUGUGUACACUACUGUGUCAUCGGCUGUGAUGUAUGGGAUGGAAGUGAAGUGUGCAAUCCGGGUAAUGAUCCUAUUAGCAUAUGUCUGAUCCAAUUAACCCUGUCAACCCACUAAAAAUAACUUUCUAUGUUGUGCUUUUAAUGUUGAAAUAAAGAGAAUUCAGAAAAUU